Molecule: messenger RNA, 1321 nt
Organism: Babesia bovis T2Bo
Lineage: Eukaryota; Apicomplexa; Aconoidasida; Piroplasmida; Babesiidae
Exons: 1
Coding region: 36-1286 (416 amino acids)
Source: RefSeq, a predicted model, not a curated record
GUAUAAAUAUACAUACAUCAAAUAGUUAAUUCAAGAUGGUUUGCGUUGGUUGGUUUGGCUUUGCAAUAAAGGUUGCAUCAAUACUAUUGAUAUCGACAAGGUCGGUAGCCUCUUGGAUUUUGGACCUUAAUGAAUCAGAAUUUCCUGAGUUUGUUCAAGUAACUCAUGGGACAUUUAGUAAUGGUGGUAUAUACCGGAUGAUUCAAAGUCCAGCUAGGGAUGUGAUGUUCAUUAAAUCUCACCAGGUUUAUUUGACUGGAAUCAAUCGUUCACCAAAUAACGAUGCAAUGGUAUAUGUGGAGGAAUAUAAACGUGAUGAAAGGACGUUUGUUUCGGUUUUGUUUUACAAGUUCGCUAAUUUGCUUGUUGAACGAAGAUACUAUGAGCCACAAGGGUGCACUGUUGCAUUUGUUAGUCGUUUUCAAGUGCAAAGUUUUGUGAAUGGGCCGAUCAAUCUAUGUAUAGACCUUGAGAUUGGCAUGCAUCAUCCAGUCAUCGAACCAAUGAUUAAUGUAGAAGAUGGUCGACAAAUCAUUGCCGGGUACAUAGGAAACAAAGUGUUGGACUUUCCUCCAGGUUCAUUAGCUCGUGUUUGGUCUAAAGAUUCGUACUUUCGUUUCAUGCCGAUCAUAAACAUUGAUCCUCUAAGCAAAUCACUUCACAAUCCUCCAUCGGCCUUAAUAGGUUUUAUCAAUGGUUAUUACCAAGAUCCGGAUUCAAAAUACCUCGUUAUCAACAUAGAAGAGAUACGUGAUGUGGAGUAUCGAGUUUGGAUCCCUGGAAUUGACAAUGGCACUUUCAAACCACAGAACAUUUUGCAAAAUCCACCUAAGAUAAGCGUUCAUGAGCCAAAACCUGUUGAUGCCAGAGCGGUAGAAAUAAUAAUCGAUAUAUCGCGUACCUCUAAACAUGAACCUGAUGUUCUAGCCAUGAUUAACUUAAGUAGAGGUGUAUGGUUAUAUUCCCAAUAUACUAUUCUUCCCAUUCGUCAUGUAGAGGACAUGAAUAUCAUCGUAGAAAAUAGUGCCAUGAAAACGGAAAUAUAUCAGGUUGAAGAUGAUUAUUUUAUUACAUAUGUUGAAAUAUUCGAGCACAUGCUAUCUAAUAAUCGGUUCGUAGUGGUAAACAUGAGGAAGCUGGAGUCUCCAUUUAUGUCCGACACUAGAAAAGUAUUCAAAUACAACUGGGAUGUUAAUAAUCCAGCCUAUACAGAGAUCUUAGGACAAGAGCUAGAUGCUUGCAUUGCGAUCAUAACAAACAUAAAAUCCUUAGAACCUAUUUUCUAGAAUAUUUGGCAAAUCUUCUACAUAUAUAAAGUUGG